AUGAUUAAUGUUUCUUCUUCAUCAAAAGAAUUAAAUGAAGUAACUUUAAGAAUAAGUAAAAGAAAUGAUUCAAAAAUGAAAGCAAUUAAAAUAAGUGGUCUUGAAGAAGAAUCAAAGCUUGCUAUUAUUUAUCUUACUGGUUCAAUUCAUAAAGAACAACGUCAAAAAGAAUUUGCACAAUUCUUAGCUUUAGCUAAAUUCCCAGAAACUGUUUUUCCAAUAAUUUGUCAUCUCUCCCAAAAUAAUGAAACUCCUGAUUAUAAUGAUCCAUAUCUUCAUAUUGCAUUUUCUAAUUUACUUCAGUCAAUUCUUUCUACUCAAACCCAACAUAUUAAUUUUAUUGCAACAUCUGAUACAUUAUUAUUCCUCUUUAAAUCAUAUUCAUUAUGGAGUACAUUAAUUAAUGAUUCUAUUCAUAUUGAUAAUUUAAUUAUUAUUAACCCAAUGGAUAUUCCAACAAUAAAUUAUUCUCUUUAUAAGAAAGAUUGGACUUCAUUAUUUACUCUUUGUAAAAGAACAACAAUAUAUUCUUUAACUUCUUCUCUUUCUUCAAUUCAUUUAUUAGAAUUUAUAUUAAAAGUAAAACGUUCUUCACAUUUAAAUUCUUCUUAUGAAAAAUUAGAUAUUAUAGAUGUAGAUGAUCUUGAUCAAACAAAUUAUUUUUCAUUAAACGAAGUAUUUAUUCAAGAUAUUGUAGAACUACUUUGUUUGUUAUAUUAUUUUGAUAUUAAUAACAAAUAA
Entamoeba nuttalli P19 is the source of this 741-nucleotide messenger RNA. RefSeq lists its product as hypothetical. NCBI's taxonomy places the organism in Eukaryota, Evosea, Mastigamoebida, Endamoebidae. The transcript has a single exon. Bases 1 to 741 code for a protein of 246 amino acids. The record is from RefSeq and is a predicted model, not a curated record.